Schistosoma rodhaini is the source of this 2856-nucleotide messenger RNA. NCBI's taxonomy places the organism in Eukaryota, Metazoa, Platyhelminthes, Trematoda, Strigeidida, Schistosomatidae. The record is from the annotation of a GenBank genome assembly.
AUGUCGAUCAUGGAUUGUAUAAAUUCGGUAGAUUCCUCAUCUCCAGUAGUACAAAAGUCUGCGAAUGACUUGAGGGAAUAUAAAGUGAUGCGUUUAUGCAAUAGGAUGAAAGUGCUUCUUAUAAGUGAUCCCGAAACAGAUAAAUCUGCAGUGUGUUUAUCUGUGAACAUUGGUUCGCUGUCGGAUCCGAAAGAACUGCCUGGUCUCGCACACUUUUGCGAGCAUAUGUUGUUUCUUGGUACGAAGUCAUUUCCGACAGAAAAUACCUAUUUGAAGUACAUAACCGAUCAUGGUGGUCACUGUAAUGCUUUCACGAGUCCAGAUAAAACUUCUUAUGUGUUUGAUGUUGCACCUGAAAGUUUGAUAGGAGCAUUGGAUAUUUUCUCACAAUUUUUCGUGUGCCCUCUUUUCACAGAUUCUGCAACAGAACGUGAGGUGAGUGCUGUACAGUCGGAACAUGAAAAGGAUAGUAGUAAUGAUACUAGACGUCUUUUUCAGCUAGAGCGAAACUUAUCGAAAGGUGGUCAUGAUUAUACGAAAUUCUUCUCCGGUAAUCGAUACUCAUUAUUUGAGUCCAGUUGUGCAAAAUCAGUGAAUACACGUGAAAAGUUGUUGCAGUUCUAUUCGACAUGGUAUUCGUCAAAUCUGAUGAGUCUAGUUAUUCUUGGAAGAGAAUCUAUAAAUGACCUACAGAAGCUUGCAGAAGAUAAUUUUUCGGAAGUUAUUGAUCGUAAUGUCGUGCAACCGUCAUGGAACGAUACUCCAUGGCCUGAUAUAUGUCUCAAGAAAAUGGUAUAUGUCGUCCCACUGAACGAUAUUCAUCAAAUGAAUAUAAUGUGGCCUAUUCCUGACUAUAUUCCAGACUAUACAGCUCAAGCCACUAGUUAUGUGACUUAUUUACUUGGUCAUGAAAAUCGUGGAAGUUUACUGAGUUUAUUCAAAAAUGCAGGCUGGGCCAAUCAACUAACAUGUGAUGUUAGUAGACAAGAAUUUGGGAUUUGUUAUCUGAAUGUGUUCGUUCAUUUAACUUUGAAAGGACUUGAGAAAAUCAAUGAAAUUAUAACAAAUAUAUAUCAAUACAUUAACAUGCUUCGCUCUGAUGAACCAAAAAGUUGGAUAUUUGAUGAAAUACAGACUUAUAACAUGCAAGAUGUCCUAACUAGUCCUCUUUUAGCAACUGUCUACGAUCCUAAUUUAAUUAAGAAACUUUUGACUUCUCUUAAUCCCGAUAACAGUCGCAUCUUUGUACUUAGUAAAACGUUUAUAGACAAAUGUGUCGAGGAAGAACCCUGGUAUCACACUAAAUACCUUGCUAUUAAUAUUCCUGAAAGUACCUUAUCAGCAUGGCGAAAUAGUUCUUCUAAUCCUGAAUUAAGAUUCCCUGUGCCGAAUCCAUCCAUUCCCACUGAAUUUGAUUUGGUGCAAAACAAAUACCCUACAAAUGUUGAAAUACCGAAAUUAUUAAUCGAAACAGAGAUGUCUCGUAUUUGGUACUUUCAAGAUACAGAAUUCAAUCUUCCUAAAGGUUUUAUCAAAUUUCAUAUUAUCAGUUUGUCAACAUUUUGUAGUCCUUUACAUGAAACACUUUGUGCGUUUUAUGUAAGCUUGUUUUUGGAUCAGAUUUAUGAACUUAAUUACUCUAAUAUGCUUGCUGAUAUAACAGUUAAUGUGGGAUAUACUAAUAGAGGUAUCACGCUUUUAUUUUCAGGAUUUACCUAUAAAUUGAAAAGUGUUGUCGAGGAAAUAGUAGCACAACUUGUCGAUUAUUGUGAACCAAAAACUGAUCGUUUCGAAUUCAUCCGUGAGAAAAUUUCUCAAAAUAUUACCAAUUUUUCGGUGAAACCUUCUCAUUAUCAGGCCUGUACAUAUUUAACAAAUAUUACUUUACAUCAUUCUUGGAUUAAUGAUGAUUUUAUUCAAGCUCUACAAGAUAUUACCUACGAAAAGUUGGUUAAUUAUAUUAAAGAGUUUUAUGAACUCAUUUUUAUCGAAGGCCUUAUAUAUGGCAAUAUCACCGAAGAGAAUGCAAUAAAUUAUUACGAAAUGAUUCGAGGUCUGUUAAUACGGAAAUUUAGUUCUAAACCACUUUUGCUAUCUCACAUCACAACACCUCGAGAAGUUAUAAUUCCUGAAGGUUCCAGUUUUCUUUAUCAACGAUAUAUUUCCAGUCAACCAGCUUCUGCGAUUUACUAUUACCUUCAAUGUGGUGAACAAUCUACGCUUAACAAUACAUUACUUCAUCUGUUUUAUCAGAUUGUAAGAGGACCCACUUUCGAUAAAUUAUAUACAGAACAACAACUGGGUUAUAUUGUACAGGCUGGACUCCGACGAUCCAACAAACUACAAGGUUUUCGUAUUUUAGUACAAUCAUCUUAUCAUCCUAAUAAAAUUGAUAAAUGUAUCGAAGAAUUUCUACUUACUGUAAAUAAACUGUUAGAAGAUAUGUCUGACGAAGAAUUUAAUGUUCAUGUGCAAUCCCUCUUGACACACUUACUGGAAAAACCGAAAGGUAUGCAAGAUCGAUUUGGGCGUUUAUGGUCUGAAAUUGCUUGUAGACAUUAUAAUUUCAAACGACAUGUACAUGCGGUUAGUGUGCUGAAAUCACUUAAAAAGAAUAGCGUUCUCGAUUUUUUUAAAAAGUAUAUUGAUCCUUCAUCAUGUACAAGAAGAAAAUUAGUAAUUCAAAUAAUAUCGAGUGAGAAAUAUUUACAUGAAUCAGAAUUUAGUAUUCAUAGCAAAAAGGUAGUCGUCUUAAAUGAUCAUACGGAAUUGAAACGUUACUGUCCGUUGAGUUCUUUAACGAAACCAUUCAUGAUGUUCACAUCCAAGUGUGAAGGGAUUUCACUACGAUUUUAA